UUGCUUUCGCUCGCGCAGCCUACACGCCUGCACAUUGCUCCCGAAGUUGAUGUGCAAGUUGUGUGCUUGCAUCGGGGACUCGUGACCAGUGUGCACACCUAAAGAUACAACGUACGCGUUACCGAACGACGUCGCGGCUUCGCGUCGGGUUGCACUGCUGCUGUUGAGUGCGCGCACGCCUGUUGGCUGGUUAUUUUCCUUCUCCGUGAACUGCGCGCCACCGACCGUAUACUUACCUUGACGACAGAUGGUCUCGAUAAUGUGCGCACUGUGAUUGCGUCCCGACUUUUCUUUUUCGCGGUGGGCGAUAAAGUUUUCAAUCGGUGAGUUGAGUGGCUGAUAGCCUCCGGCCUCGUGACGCGGGGGCGUAUUCGGGGCGCCCUGUCAGAUCGGCCGAGCACGCCGAGUUUUCUUUCGUCGCUGGUCGCUGGCGGAUAGCAGCAGCCGACGACAUUCAGCCGCCAAACGAUGGCCUGGACCAAGUACCAAGUAAUCCUCGCGCUCAUGCUCGUCUUCACAGGCUCCAUCAACACGCUGGCGACCAAAUGGGCGGACUCGUCGUAUUCGAUCGGCCGGGACGGCAAGCUGAGGCUCUUCGACCAUCCUUUCCUACAGGCGGUCGGCAUGUUCUUGGGCGAACUGUCGUGCCUGCUGGCGUUCCGUGUCGUCUUCUUUUACUACACGCGGAAAGCCAAAGCGGGCGAGCCCGUCGAGCUGCCUGCCAGUGUGACCGGCAGUCGCGACUUCAAUCCGCUCAUCUUCUUGCCUCCGGCCAUGUGUGAUCUGGUCGGCACAUCCAUCAUGUACAUCGGGCUCAACCUUACCUAUGCUUCCAGCUUCCAAAUGCUCCGAGGUGCGGUGAUUAUCUUCACGGGCCUGCUGUCAGUGGCGUUCCUGGGGCGCCGGCUGCGGUCGUACGAGUGGCUCGGCAUCCUCUUGGUCAUGUGUGGCCUGGUCGUGGUUGGCAUUUCGGACAUCAUCUUCCCUGACAGCCAUGCCACCAAGGGCCCCAACAGCAUCAUCACCGGUGACUUGCUCAUAGUACUGGCCCAGGUGAUCACUGCUUCUCAGAUGGUCAUCGAGGAAAAGUUCGUCACCAAGUACAAGGUGGCACCACUGCAGGCUGUUGGCUGGGAAGGCUUUUUUGGCUUUGUGGUGCUGGGCACCUUGCUGGUGCCUAUGUACUUCAUCCCAGCGGGCAACACCAUCUUCCAGAACCCUGGUGGCCAGCUGGAAGAUGCUAUCGAUGGCUUCAUUCAAAUUAAAAACAGCUGGCAGGUCUGCUUGGGUGUUAUUGGCACGGUGCUCAGCAUUUCCUUCUUCAACUUUGCCGGAAUCAGCGUGACGAAGGAGUUGAGCGCCACAACGCGCAUGGUCCUGGACAGCGUGCGCACCCUGGUUAUCUGGCUGUUCUCUCUGGCCGUCCGUUGGCAGAGCUUCAAUUGGACGCAGAUAGUCGGCUUCCUGGUGCUCAUCCUAGGCAUGUUCCUCUACAACAAUGUCAUAAUCCGGCCCUUCCUGUUGAGCCGUGGGUGGAUCAAGGACAGUGAGGCAGAGGGCGACCUCAGUGGGCUAAUCCAAGAAGAGCGGGCCGGUUCGUCUCGACCACCUUCUAGUGCAGAUGGCUCAAACGCUUGAUGCCGCAGGGCGCAGAAGUGCCUCCUGGUCGCCAAAGUGUAGUAAACUCAAGCCAGCGCUCGGUGCACGAAAUUAGUGGGACUGUGGUCAGUCCUUCUAAAGGACCUCUGAGCAGGUUGUUUUUGAAGGAACACGUGUAGAUGUUGGAUCGGUUACAGUCCUGAUCCCGGUCCCUGGGUCUGCUUUGCGACUUUAGUUGGCUUGUUAGAGUUGCCCUGUGGUACUGCUAACAAUACAUAGCCAACGUCCAGACCACCAGACAAUCAUUUGUGGCGUGUAUUUCCUGGGACCAUAGUCUACUGGUGUUGCUGCUUCCUUCUUUGUUUUGGCUGUCAAAGCAGCCAUCAAAAGAGCGAGCAGCUUUUAGUGCCUUGAGAUGCUCAGUUGUGCUAACCCAAUUCGAUGGUGCCUUGGUGCAUUGCUGUGUGCUUACCCACCUUUGGAAGGACCCCUCUGGAACAGACCAGUGCUGCAAGUGUACCUAGUGGCUGCGAGUGUUUUGGCUGAGCAGUGGACUGUUUUGCCAUGAGCCUGACUGUACAGCGAGACCUUUUAUUUUUUAUUUUUUCAAGUGAGAGUAUUGUUAAAGCAUGUCUUGUCAUGUGGCACCAUGUGCACUCUUACGGGCAGUGUCUGCUAGAAAGUUGCAAAGUUCCCGUGCAACAUUAGAAUGUUGUUUUGGCUGAGCUCGUAGCUGGCCUAAAGGCCCUGCGAUGUCUUGAGCAGGACUUGUUGCAGCGUGUAAAUGUGCAUCUGGAUAUCAAUCUCUGUUCUUGAUGGAGGAGAUAUAUCUUUUUCUGUAGAUGUUGUGUUAUCUGCGGUGGAGUUACACAAUUCAACCAACACAGUUCCAGGCACUGUUUGCAGAAGUCUAUGCAGGCAUAGCCUGUGGGCACGGUACCAUCGGAGAAUCUCGAUAAUCGAGUACUCUUCCCGACGAGUAAAGGAGCUCUCAUAUUCUAGCUGCCGAUGGAUCCCUCACAUCCAGAUGAUACUUGAGUGCAAGCACACUGCAUGUUCAUAAGUGCACAUUGCACUUUUAGGAUGCACACUUACAGUACAGCCACCACCUUGGCCAGUGUUGUCUUUUUAAUAUAUGGAACAGUGCUACUGUGCAGUGCUCUUUGCCAUUUGGUAUGCCAUUCCAAAGGUGCAAGUACUUUAAACCCUUGUUUUUGAUGUUUCUUUAACUUUGUUGAUUAGUAGCCAUGGAGAGUAUCUACAAGAAUACCCAGUCACAUGUUGAGCGUAUUUCGUUAUAGCAUUAUUUUGUGCAAGCAUACUCUUGUAGUUUUAUGCUCUGUGCAUACUUCCUUGUGAGGCAUCUUCUGGCCAUCAUGCACGCACUGAAGGCUUGUGUGUUUAAGAUUACGAGCAGUAUCGAAACUUGACUCUGUUGCGGCGUGACAAUUUUAGCACUGAGUGCAUUCAUUGCAGUUGAAGUGGCAAACAUGGUGUUUCGAUGCAUGGGCCACAACGGGUUUUUUUAUUAUGUUGAUAUUACUGUUUCUCUGACUAAACUUUUAACGUGUCUGUUAGAUGGCCAUCAUGGCUUCAAGGGAAAUUGUGAUGCACGACCAAGUGGCCAGUUCCGUGUGCCCUUGAAGGUGCUCCGUCUUUAUUAAAGGUUACAUGUCU
Molecule: messenger RNA, 3276 nt
Organism: Dermacentor silvarum
Lineage: Eukaryota; Metazoa; Arthropoda; Arachnida; Ixodida; Ixodidae
Gene: Tango9
Product: solute carrier family 35 member F6
Exons: 7
Coding region: 469-1638 (389 amino acids)
Biological process (GO): pyrimidine nucleotide-sugar transmembrane transport
Cellular component (GO): intracellular membrane-bounded organelle; Golgi membrane
Molecular function (GO): pyrimidine nucleotide-sugar transmembrane transporter activity
Source: RefSeq, a predicted model, not a curated record